Molecule: messenger RNA, 1539 nt
Organism: Gossypium raimondii (Peruvian cotton)
Lineage: Eukaryota; Viridiplantae; Streptophyta; Magnoliopsida; Malvales; Malvaceae
Product: probable protein phosphatase 2C 34
Exons: 6
Coding region: 228-1361 (377 amino acids)
Biological process (GO): protein dephosphorylation
Molecular function (GO): protein serine/threonine phosphatase activity
Source: RefSeq, a predicted model, not a curated record
AAAGCCAGCCAUUGUUUUACAGAAAAAACAAAUAUAUUGAAAAAUGGAGUAUAAGCUACAUGAGACUUCUUCAUAUUCAAGAAUCCGUCGGAUUCCAUCAAGCAAUUCGAGAAUCGAGAUUCCGGCGAUUGGUGGCCGUGUGUAGUGGUCGUUUCUCGGAUUCAAAUUCGAGCAAGAACAAAGAAGUAAAUAGUGCAGUAUAAGAAGAAGAAGAAGAAGAAGCAGAAAUGGUGCUUUUGCCAUCACUUUUUGAUGGAUUGGCAAGAGGUGUUUCAAUGAAGAAAGGGAAGAAUCAAAACAAUGAGACGGAUGGUGGAAGGGAAGCAGCUGAAAGCAUGGCCAAAGAUGCAAAGAAGAAUGAAAUGAUGCUGUGUUCCUCAGGUACUGUCAAUUCCAACAAGUCCAAUGAUUUUGCUUCCAUCUGCUCCAAGAGAGGCCAAAAAGGAACCAACCAGGAUUCUGCAAUUGUUUGGGAGAAAUUUGGGUGCCAAGAAGAUAUGAUAUUCUGUGGUAUUUUUGAUGGGCAUGGACCAUGGGGUCAUAUUGUAGCCAAAAGGGUGAAAAAUUCUGUGCCUGCUUCUUUGCUUUGCAACUGGCAAAAGGCUCUUUCCUUAACCUCACUUCCCCAUCAACUGGAUACUGAAUUCAACUCAACUUCUCAUCACUUUGAUAUCUGGAAACAAUCUUAUUUGAAAGCUUAUGCUGAUGUUGACCUUGAGCUUAAGCACCAUCCUGGCAUUGAUGCUUUCCGUAGCGGCACUACAGCUUUGACGAUCAUCAAACAGGGUGAACAUCUGGUUAUAGCAAAUGUUGGUGAUUCUAGGGCAGUCCUAGCAACUACUUCAGAUGAUGGCAAAUUGGCACCUCUUCAGCUUACUGUUGACUUCAAGCCUAACAUUCCAGAGGAGGCUGAGAGAAUACUACAGUGCAAUGGGAGAGUGUUUUGCUUAAGAGAUGAACCAGGGGUGUACAGGGUGUGGACACCUAAUGGGGAUACACCAGGACUAGCUUUAUCAAGAGCCAUUGGUGACCACUGUGUCAAAGAGUUUGGCCUCAUUUCAGUGCCUGAUGUCACCCAAAGAAACAUCACAAACAAUGACCAAUUUGUCAUUUUAGCAACAGAUGGGGUUUGGGAUGUUAUUUCAAAUGAAGCAGCAGUGGAGAUAGUUUCUUCAACAGAAGAUAGGGAAAAAUCAGCAAAAAAAUUGGUUCAAUGUGCCAUGAGAGCAUGGAAGUAUAAGAAAAGAGGGAUUGCAAUGGAUGAUAUCUCGGCCAUCUGCCUCUUCUUCCACCCCAAGCUGUCUCAACAAGUUAACUUCGUCAAAGCCUCCGCCCCCGCCAAGAUGGCAAAACUCGGGUAACUGAUUGUUGCCGUCGGCCAUCGGCGGUUCAUUGCCUUUGGGUUACUGUGUUAUGUAUGGAUGUAGUAAUGUUAAACCUAUAUUGAAAUUGUUUCAUAAGAUGCAUCUGCAUGAACAGAUCUUUUGAACUUUCAUAUUCGGUAUUUCUAAUAUUAUGGAUGACGUGUUUAAUGUAUUA